UGAAAAAUGUUCAACUUUUUCGGCAGCGACGGUUCCGUCAUCGAAUCAGAUCGCGUAUGCAAAUGUAAGCACUGUGACGCGACUCGGGCUCUGACGAUACUGGAAAGCGGGAAAGCGGGUCAUCUUGCCUCGCAACAAGCAGGAAGAAGCGGGAAGAACCCGGCGAACCGAUUUGAUUGGCUGACGCCUUCCCACGUGGGCACGUCCGUUGACUGACGGUGCAGUGGGCACGAGGCGUGAGGCAGCCGCAGAACCAAUUAUUACGGCCCACCUCUUCCCUGUAUUUAGCUACGAAAAACGAAAGUUUGCGAGAGUGGAAGACGGCAAUGGACAAACCAAAGCGUAAACUUAAAGGUGGAGCUGAAAAGCUCGGCCAAAAGGCUCAAAAAUCUAGCCGCAGGCGCCGGAAAAUGUGCUAAAAUAACUGACAUGUUCAGUGGAGGUGCUUCGGGAGCCCCCUCCACCUCAGGUGAAUCAAGCACCACCAGCACCAGUGGACAGGGCGAGGGGGCUAGCUGUAGCGAUCCACCCAUGGAGACAGCACAGAUGGUGGAAGAUGAACAGGGAGGAGGAGAUGAUGAGUCCGAACCCGAGGGUCAUGGACUGAGUGAGCCGCUGCCGGUGCACCAGCAAGCCCUCUGAUAACAGUGUAUUCAUUACUGGAAUGUCUGACGGGAGACAUGCUCACCAGAGAGCAGAAGAGCAUGAAAAAAGCAUGGCACAUAGAGCUUGUGCUGAAGCUUAUUUUCUAAACUGCUCAAAAUCUGACAUAAACAGCCUGCUUAGAGGAAGACAGCUAACUGCUCAUAGAGAGCAGAUCAAGAAGAGACGGCAGGUGUUAGACCGUGUGGUGGAAGUGGUCAGAGUGAUUGGAAAGAGGGGCCUAAGCUACAGGCACGAAGACAAUGAGGCUGCUUAUACUCUAGAGGACAGCAGCCUUGAUCAUGGCAACUUUUUGGAGAUGAUACUUUUGCUGGGGAAAUAUGAUGUGGCAUUGAAAGAACAUCUCAGUGACAUAAUUCAUAAAAGCAAAAAGCUCCAUGAAUCUGCAUCAGGCUCAAGAGGCAGGGGUUCCCUUGUCACUCUGCUGUCUAAAUCGACUGUCAACUCAGUGAUUGACACAAUCCUUAAGAUGAUCAAAGACAACAUCGGCACGGAAAUUAAAAAAGCCGGCAUGUUUACUGUACAACUGGACACAACACAGGAUAUCACAGCACAAGACCAGUGCUCAGUUGUGCUUCGGUACGUCACUGAUACUGUACACGAGAGGCUUGUUGCUGUGGUAAGGUGCAGUUCAUCCACAGGAGAGGCCUUUGUUCAGUUGUUGAGUGAUGUGCUUGAUGGUCUGAACUUAGACAAAAGCCUCUGCAUUGGAAAUGCCACAGAUGGAGCUGCCAACAUGCAGGGAAGAUACAGAGGCUUCUCUUCACUCUUGUCAUCACAAUCUCCUCACCAUGUCCAUGUGUGGUGCUACUCUCAUGUGCUCAAUCUCGUUCUUUCUGACACCACUGAAAUUGUGACAGAGAGUGGAUCUCUUUUUCAUCUCCUGAAUGACAUCGCUGUGUUCAUCCGAGAAUCUCAUCAGAGAAUGAACGUAUGGGAGAAGGAAAGCCACAGCAGCAGGCACAAGCGCAUAGGACCCAUUGGAGAGACACGCUGGUGGGCAAAGCAUGAUGCCUUAAAGAAAGUGUUUGGCUCAUUUGGGAAACCGCAGGACUGUCUCUACAUUGAUGUUCUGUGCACCCUUUCAGCCAUUCAAGACCAGACGACAGUGAAGUCAAAUGUAAGAUCCAAAGCAAGGGGAUACAAAGAUGGCCUUCUCAGACACGAGACCAUCCUGACCGCGCAAUUAUUCUUGCGGAUAUUUGAGAAGACCACCCCACUAUCCAAAUACCUCCAAACAGGCGGGAUGGACAUCCUCUCUGCCCACAGGAUGGUGAUGUCCACACACGAGGCCCUUCAGGAGAUGGGAAGAGAUUUCCAGACAGUCAAGGAUGCAACAGAGAGUUUUGUGAAGUGGGCAAAUGACAAGCUGGAGGAGCAGGAUGAGGAGAUGGGCAUGGAGGUGGAGGUUUCACUACCGCAGAGGAGGCCAAAGAAGAAGAAGUCCAUGCCAGGAGAGAUGGCCCAGGAUGAAACUUCCAAUGACCCAAGCAAGACGUAUGAGGUUAAAGUCCAUAACCAAAUUAUGGACACCGUUAUUGAGGCCAUGCAAAGACGAUUCCUCGAUAACGGCAAUCUGUAUGCGGACCUCUCAAUUCUUGACCCCCGAAACUUCCCAGAUAUCAAAACCAGUGGUCUUCCUGAGUCUGCACUGAAAGACCUAGGCAGAAGUCUCAUCAAAUUUAACAAUUCGGCAACCAUAUCAAAUUUACAAUCUGAACUUGAAAGCUUGGCAAGCCAGUGGGACAUGCUGAAGCGUCCACCACUAGAUGAGUACACAUCCCGUACUGUGGAGGAAGGACCUGGUGGAGACCCAGAGAUGGAAAUUGUCAGCAAAGCCUGUGCCUCAUGUAAAAACUGCCCCCUGUGUUGCUACCAGAUUCUCCUCAGAUUCAACCUGCUCACAGACGCAUACCCUCUUCUUUCUCUGUCCUACAAAUAUCUGCUGACACUCUCAGUGACACAGGUAGCCUGCGAAAGAUCAUUUUCAACUUUGAAAUUCAUCAAGAGCAGGCUGAGGAGCAGCUUAUCUGCUGGUAAAUUGGAGGCCUUCAUGCUGAUGUCCACAGAAAAGGACAUCCUCAUGGGAUUGGACACAGACAGUGUCAUAGACAGAGUGGCCGAAAAAAGUGAACUUCUUCGGAAGCUCCUACUCUACUAAAGAAGCCUCUGUCUCAGGUUGUGGCGACGACUUGCUUUCACAAAGCUUCCAUUUCAGGAUUGUGAGAUUGGAUUGUGAGGAUUGUUUUUGGAGAUAGACAGACGUUUCUGUUCU
Molecule: messenger RNA, 2938 nt
Organism: Gadus chalcogrammus (walleye pollock)
Lineage: Eukaryota; Metazoa; Chordata; Actinopteri; Gadiformes; Gadidae
Exons: 4
Coding region: 665-2824 (719 amino acids)
Molecular function (GO): protein dimerization activity
Source: RefSeq, a predicted model, not a curated record